Molecule: messenger RNA, 1421 nt
Organism: Pelobates fuscus (common spadefoot toad)
Lineage: Eukaryota; Metazoa; Chordata; Amphibia; Anura; Pelobatidae
Product: tyrosine 3-monooxygenase-like
Exons: 12
Coding region: 26-1306 (426 amino acids)
Biological process (GO): dopamine biosynthetic process from tyrosine
Cellular component (GO): cytoplasm; perikaryon; axon
Molecular function (GO): tyrosine 3-monooxygenase activity; iron ion binding
Source: RefSeq, a predicted model, not a curated record
CAUAGCUGGAUCAGUGGACAGGAACAUGGAGCCAGAUCAUGGAGAGAGAAGAUCAUUAAAUUUCGUGUUCACAUUGAAGAAUUCCAGCACCUGUGGCCUAUCAGCCAGCCUCAGAACCUUGGAGAAAUUUGAUGCCUGCGUCUACCAUUUUGAAACGAGACCUACAAGACGGGUAAGGCACAGAGGGGAUGGCAUUGAGUGUUUUGUGAAAUGUGACAUCGCAAGUUCUUCAGUGAAUUCUCUCAUUGCAUCUUUAAAAAGAAUGGCGGAUGAUGUGAGAGUGGCCACAGAGGAAAGAUGGUCUUCUUUUCCAAGAAAACUGCAAGACUUGGACAAAUGCCAUAACCUGAUUAUUAAAUUUGAGCCGAAUUUUGAUCAGGAUCAUCCGGGAUUUGCAGACCAGGAAUACAAGAAACGCAGAACUUACUUUGCAGACCUUGCAUUGAGUUACAGACAUGGAGACGUCUUGCCAAGAAUUGACUACACAGUUGAAGAAACUAACACUUGGAGGCAGGUUUACAAAGCCCUGCGCAGCCUGUAUCCAAAUUAUGCAUGUAAGCAAUACCUAGAUGCAUUUCAACAGCUGGAGAACUUAUGUGGGUUUUCGGAAGAGUCCAUUCCCCAACUUCAGGAUGUGUCACUUUUCUUAAAAGACAGAACAGGGUUUAAACUGAGACCAGCAGCGGGCUUGUUGUCUGCACGAGAUUUCCUAUCCUGCCUGGCAUUCAGAGUAUUUCCGAGUACUCAGUACAUAAGGCAUCAUUCAUCUGCCAUGCAUUCCCCAGAACCUGAUUGCUGCCAUGAAUUGCUGGGUCAUAUUCCAAUGCUAGCCGACAAGGAAUUUGCUCAGUUUUCCCAGGAUAUUGGCCUAGCUUCUCUUGGUGCAUCUGAUGAAGAUAUUGAAAAACUGUCAACGCUAUACUGGUUCACUAUUGAAUUUGGACUCUGCAAGCAGAAUGGAUCUAUUAAAGCCUAUGGAGCUGGUCUUCUGUCCUCUUAUGGAGAACUCGUGUAUGCAUUGUCCAACAAGCCAGAGAUCAGACCUUUUGAUCCUGAAAUUACUGCAAUCCAGCCCUAUCAGGAUACAUCGUUUCAGCCAGUGUACUUUGUAACUGAAAGUUUUGAGGAUUCCAAAGCUAAACUCAGAGAAUAUGCUAUGAAGAUGAAGAAACCAUUCUCCCUUCAUUAUGACCCUUUUACCAGCAGUAUUCAAGUUCUCGAUUCUCUCCAAAAAGUUAAGAAUAUUCUUAGUCAAAUAAACGAUGAUCUGAGAAGCCUUCAUUCUGCACUUGACAGAGUUUGCUAAAGUUCUACGGUCCAGAUGUUCAAUCUAGAAAUCUUGUGUUUGGGCAAAAAUAAUACACAUAUUAUGUUUUUGUAAUUUAUCUUGAAAAUUUGGUGUAUUAAGCUUAAUUUGUCAC